AAGGCUCGAAUCAGAUCUCUGUCCAUUAUAUUUCUGGCAGGCGUGCGUUUUCUCGAGCUGGUCUGCGUCGGGUAUUAGCCACAGAUAGAGAAGGCGCGCGCGCGAAAGAGAGAGAAUGGCGAUGGCGUCCUGGAAUCUGAGCCUGAGUCCACGUCCAAAGCUGGUUCAAGUCUCCUGCAGAAAGAGGGAGAAGAAUCGAGAUAACUAUGACCCUUACAAAGUCAUCGAAAUUACUCCUCCGCCCAAGAACCUCGGCGUUCGUUGCUUCCCAUCCAACCUACAUUGUGGGGACAGUGUGACAAUAGAAGGCCAAACAUACACAAUCUCAGCCGUAACUCAUCGGUACCAGCUCCGGAAGGGGAAGUAUGAACCGAGCGAGAAGAGGCUCGAUGUUUUGUCAACAGCGAGAUACAUCUUAAAUUUGUACCUAGAUAAUUUGCUAGAACAAUCUUGACAUCUUUCGUUUAAGUUCCAUCCACACAAUCUCAAAAUAAUUGAACUGGAUUGUUCUUUAGUUUCCUCAUCACAUUCCUUGCCCUCCAUUUACAGAGAGGGAAAGGAAUGUUUAUAAUGUCAUCAGAAUGCAGAAUGUUUCUUUA
Messenger RNA from Pyrus x bretschneideri (Chinese white pear), 599 nucleotides. RefSeq lists its product as uncharacterized. Bases 116 to 454 code for a protein of 112 amino acids. NCBI's taxonomy places the organism in Eukaryota, Viridiplantae, Streptophyta, Magnoliopsida, Rosales, Rosaceae. The record is from RefSeq and is a predicted model, not a curated record. The transcript has 3 exons.